Oryzias latipes (Japanese medaka) is the source of this 1086-nucleotide messenger RNA. RefSeq names its product sorcin (gene sri). The record is from RefSeq and is a predicted model, not a curated record. Gene Ontology annotation, molecular function: calcium ion binding. NCBI's taxonomy places the organism in Eukaryota, Metazoa, Chordata, Actinopteri, Beloniformes, Adrianichthyidae.
AAACUGGCCACUAGAAAGAAUCCGGAAACAGACUGACGCUUUCACCCUUUUUCUCUCUUUAACCACAGAUCCUGUGUUAUCCCUUCAGUUUUGCCGGAGGCUACAAAACAAACGACUCUGUCUGUUGUAGUGGCCAUACUUUGGUUUGAAACUUUAUUGUCCACCGGCAGAAACAACCCUGUGAAAACAGCGAAGCUUCGAUUUUAAUUGGCUUUUUUUUCCUUUGAUAAAUUUCCUCAAAUGGCCUAUCCUGGAUACGGAGCCCCACCAGGAGGAUUCCCAGCAGGAAUGCAGCAAGAUCCUCUUUAUGGAUAUUUCUCUGCAGUGGCUGGACAGGACGGACAGAUCACAGCAGAUGAGCUGCAGGCCUGCCUCACUCAGUCCGGCAUCUCCGGCACAUAUAAACCUUUCAGCCUGGAGACCUGCAGGCUUAUGAUCAACAUGCUGGACAGGGACAUGUCGGGCACCAUGGGCUUCAACGAGUUCAGGGAUCUCUGGCAGGCUCUUAACGGCUGGAAGGGAACCUUUGUGUCCUUCGAUCGCGAUCAAAGUGGAACAAUAGAGGGCCAAGAGCUGCAGCAGGCCAUCAGGACCUUAGGGUACAACCUGAGCCCUCAGGCCAUGAACUGCAUCAUGAUGCGCUACAGUAACCACGGCAAAAUCCCCUUUGAUGAUUUUGUCAGCUGCAGCGUGAAACUGCGGGCUCUGACCGAUCAAUUCCGAAGAAGGGACACAAACCAGAGUGGAGGCGCCUUAUUUCAGUAUGACGAUUUCAUUCAGGUCACUAUGAGCGUAUGAAGAGAGGACGACUGAAGGAUGGGGAUGCAGCAGCUUUUACGGCUUCUGAUUAACUGUAUGCCCUUUUAACAUUUAGAACUGCAUUACAAACUGGAUCUUAAUGACACAUUCCAUUGUUUUUUUUUUAAUUACAAUUAUGUAACUGGUUAUACCACUACACAUACUUGUGUAUGUAUUUACUAAAAACCCUUAACCCUCACAGUUUUAAAGUCUUUAAUUAAUUAGUGUUGGUUUUAAUCCUGACUUGCAUGUAAUGCACCACACUGUAAUAAAUGUAUAAAAGACUAA